Molecule: messenger RNA, 561 nt
Organism: Gaeumannomyces tritici R3-111a-1
Lineage: Eukaryota; Fungi; Ascomycota; Sordariomycetes; Magnaporthales; Magnaporthaceae
Exons: 1
Source: RefSeq, a predicted model, not a curated record
AUGUCGGAAGCGCACCUCAACAACUUCCCCACCCUCUUCUCCGUCGCCGGCAAGGUCUGCGUCGUGACGGGCGGCUCGCGCGGGCUCGGCCUCAGCGCCGCGUCGGCGCUGCUGCAGGCCGGCGCGUCCAAGGUCUUCAUCUCGUCGCGCAAGGCCGCCGCCUGCGAGGCCGCCUGCGCGGCCCUCAACGCCCUUCCCGGCCUCGCCCCGGGCGCCGUCGCCAUCCCGGCGCCCGCCGACUCGGCCACCGAGGACGGCGUGCGCGCACUGCUGGAGACGGUCAAGAAGAACCUGGGCGGCGGCGGCGGCGGCGCCAAGGGCCGCGUCGACGUGCUGCUCGCCAACGCGGGCGCGUCGUGGGGCGAGGCGCUCGACACGCACCCGGACUCGGCGUUUGCAAAGGUCAUGGAUCUGAACGUGCGCGCGGUUUUCAACACGGUCAAGCUGUUUGCGCCGCUGAUGCAGCGUGGUGGGCAGGAGGCGCUGGAUGACCCGGCGCGGGUUAUUAUUACCGGCAGCGUGGCUGGGCUGAGCGUCGGGACGCUUGGGAAGCAGGGGACC